Molecule: messenger RNA, 4016 nt
Organism: Gadus morhua (Atlantic cod)
Lineage: Eukaryota; Metazoa; Chordata; Actinopteri; Gadiformes; Gadidae
Gene: palm3
Product: paralemmin 3
Exons: 8
Coding region: 1296-2837 (513 amino acids)
Biological process (GO): regulation of cell shape
Cellular component (GO): membrane
Source: RefSeq, a predicted model, not a curated record
GUGUGUGUGUGUGUGUGUGUGUGUGUGUGUGUGUGUGUGGUUGGUUAGUUCUGAAACACCGCUAUUCGGUAAUCCCUGAAGAAGUAGGACAGCGCGGCGGUUUGAACGGUGCUAGAGAGCGAACCCAAUUUCAUAUUUAUCUCUCUUCAGGGUCAGGUUUAUUCCAACACAUUUCAACCGCUCUACCUUUUAGAUGUAGCACAGAGAGCCAGUACCCUGAAACCCUGCACAAUUGCGCUGCCAGUAGCCACCCUAGCGUCUGUCCAGGUACCUUUUGACCCUCCGCACACGCGCACUGACGCACGUCGCACACACACUUUUCUCCAGGAAUUCCUCUGUCUGGAAGCACGCAUUGAAAUCAGCUGUUCCAAGACAGCCCAAGGUUAGGGUAAAGUCUUCAUGUGAGACGGUACCCGUCUUUCUUUCCCUAAGUGAAACAACCGUCAUUUACUGUUAGCCAAUUGGAAGCAGCAUUUUGGGCAUGUGAUCAUUAGCCCCCAUGCCAUUACUGAUUAUUGAAAAUCCCUUUUCAUUCAGUGGAUGUGUUGCUGGAUCUCUCCAAAACCUUGCCUCCGAGCACUUGGAGGGAUGAAAUGCAAACGCUAAUCUGUUUUGGAUUUACUCAGUGAAUAUAAUCAAAAGGUUUUCAUAGGUAGCGCCACUUCUCAGAAUGUGCUGAACAAUGAAGUUGUUUACGGAAGGGUCUUCUGGAACACCAGAGAGCAAACUAUAAACGAGGAAAAUAUGCAGCCAUGUGCAAUUUUCUAACGUGUGUGUGUGUGUGUUUUGAUCGGAUUUGAUUUGACAAAAUACGCUCCUUAAAGCCCCCUACUGAUCAGCUGUGAGGUAACCGCCCCUCUCACUCUGCGGUCUACUGCUGGGAAAAUAUACGUUGUAACCGCCACACGCAACAUAAAUACACAUUCUGGCUUACACACACAAGCACACUCGCGCAGGGGGAUGAAUGUGCAUUCUUUUGCCACCUAGGCGCCAGGAAUGUUUUCAGUGAAACCAUGCCAACGGCGCAGUUCCUGCAGAGCUAACUCCAUGGGUCUAGUAACGCCGGAGAGAGCGAGGGAGUGACUAGAACUCUCUCUGUUCAUUAGUUCACAUUUCCUAUUCUCCUCGCCCUUUUAGACCAACAAAAGGCUAAAGGGAAAGGACAAUCAGAUGACUAAAGAGAGACAGUGCCAGAGGGAGAGAGAUGGAGAGAAGAUAACGCAGGGAAGGGGCAGUAGAGAGAGAAGGCGACGUUAUGGAGAAGAGUAUUGAAGGGAAGCAUAGAAGGUGCCAAGAUGGAUGAGACGGAGAAGUACCAGCAGAGACUGCAGGCUAUCGCUGAGAAGCGUCGCAUGCAGGAGGAGCAGGAGCAGGCGAAGAGAGACAUGGAGGACGAGAGACUGCGCUUACAGCAGCUAAAGCGGAAGUCCCUGCGGGACCAAUGGCUGAUGGAGGGUCCUCCCUCCUCACCCACCACCCCCACCUCACCAUCCACCAAGGACAGCCCCCACUCCCCCCUCUGGGGCCCCCACACCCCGGAGACCGAGAAACGCAUUGACGAGUUGCAGGAAGAGAGUCGGCGGCUGGCUAAAGGGGAGCUACUAGACGAGCAGACGGAGGAUGGCAGAACGGAUACUGUCAAUGCAGCGGAAGCCACAGAAGAUGUUCUGCAGAACGGGCAGGAGAAACCCACACGAUCAGAUGCAAUAGAAGACGAAGUGACAAAGAGCCUCUCCUCAUUACUGGAUGAAACAGAGGCGGUCCUGACCAAUGGCAGCACUGGGGAAGCAGUGCAGACCAAUCCUAGCCCUUUAGAAAUAAACACUUCCACCUGCGGCCCCACAGAGCCAGUGGUGGUCUCCGACGGCAACACUGCACCAGCGUCAGUCACCUCCGGCACCACAGAGCCAGCGGUGGUCUCCGAUGGCUCCCUCGCCACAGCGCUACUGGGCUAUGUCCACACAGAGCCAGGUCUGGCCUCAGCCGGGAGGGGGGUCGACGAUGAGGACGAGGACAUCCUGGUGAUGCGAGCGGAGCGGGUCAUCGUCCUAACGGAUGAAGAUGUACCACCUCAGGACCAAGAGAAGGAGGAGGAGGAGGAGGAGGAGGAGGAGGAGCAGCAGCAGGAGGAGGUGAAGGAGGAGGAGUCAGUCCCGCUGGACGCAGCACAGGGAGUGGCUGAAGGAGAGACUAUGGCGCAGGUGGAAGCAGCGCCGUUGGAUACCUCUGCUGUCACUCCUCACGGGGAACAGUGUGAGAGGAGUGAGGGGCUGGUCACAGUCACUGCAGAGGCGGGUGACUCCUCAGCGGACGCACAGAUGACAGGAGACGCAAUUUCAAAUAAAGAAGAAGGAAGAGGAGUGGCCGACGAUGCAUCCAUCGCACCCAACUCGGAUCCAUCCCUGCAGUCCGCAGCCGGUGCUCCAGAUGACCCCGCUGUGGCCUCCGUGCCAACCUACUCCCAGGGCCUGCCCUCCCCACGGCUGGGGCCAGGGGGAGAGACUGGGGCAGGGGCUGGGGCCCCUGCAGCAGCUCCAGGGGGCGGAGCCUCAGAGCUGGCCACUCCGGCCAAGCCUCCGACACCGCUUGCGAGCGACUUCCAGGAUGUACCGCUGUCGGCGCCGCAGGGGACCGGGGCCCAGCCUGGGGAGCAGGACCCCCUGCUGGGUAAGGCCAAAGCCCCCCAGAUGAAGGCAGGGGGCUCCUCGUUUGUGGAGGCCCGCAGAGGCCCAUCCUCCAAUGCGGAAGCACACGCCCCUGCCUCGACCAAUAGCUGUGGAGCGGAGGAGGGAGUGUCCCCCAAGCACAAAACCUGCCAGUGUUGCUCGGUCAUGUGAUCAUCUCUUCUUACUUUGCAUUGGCUGUCGGCCAUACCCACACUGCUUAUUUUUUAAAUUUUAACCAACACAAACCUUGAUUUUCUUCCUAUUCCCGGGACAGAAACGUUACUUUAGGUCCACAACAAUGACCACCAGAACCCAUGUUUCCAUACAGCCGUGGACGUGUCCUUUUACCCACUCCAGCACACUGUGAAACGUUGUGGCGUACUGUGGAUGUCUGGGAAGUUGGUCUCAAUGUGCCUCUCCAUGCUAUCACCAGAAACUUAACAUUAUUUUCCCCCACCAAACACAGCACAUUUUUCACACAGUUGAUGGUUACCUGGCCUUAUUGGUUGUAAUCAAACUGUUCAAAUAGACUUGACUGACAUAAAUAAACCAACACAUGUCUACGCAUAGUAGGAGAUGAUUUUAAGCCCCAAUUACUGACAUAACAGGGACCAAAGAUAUGUAUGAUGUGCAAUUGCUUUCGCUAUAAUGAAUCAUGUAGUAUUAAUUAUUUGUAACACUAUAUGGUCUGGUGAUGCUGGAAUAUGUACUAUGCAGUGGCAGCUGUUCAUGAGAUAAAAUAUUUUAUAGAUAUUUCUUUUUUAUAUCCAACUUAAGGCCCUAAUCAUAUGUAUUCAGAUUUGUUUUUGUUUUUUCCGUAAAAGACAUCAAAAAGGGACGUUGUCACUCCCAAAAUGAAUUGGAGGAAAUGCUAUCCUUCAUUUAUGGAGAUUUUUUUUUCUCUUUUCGGCACUUUUAAAAAGGGAGGUUAUUUAGCGAAGUGCUGUAGGUGAAUCCACUGUGUACCAGGCCUUACUUUAAUGAGUGCUUCCAGGGUUUGACUCCAGCUAUCUACAUGUAUUAAUACUCCAGCUAUCUACAUGUAUUAAUAUUUCUGAGGGUGAACGUGGCUUGGCUGUGUACAGAGAUCUGCUUUGUUUUGAACCUGUCAGUUUGGAAAUGUGCAACAUGGUUUAAUUAUUAAACUGACUGUUUGAUUAAAAAAGAAAAAAAAUCUCCAUGUUCAUCAAACCCUUGGCUCUUUAAACAGGGAAACUACAGUAUUGCCCCAUGGGAGUCCUUUAAUCAAACACAUGUUUUCAUAUUUUCAAUGAAAUGUUGAAGCUCAAGGAGGCAGUAAUUAUAUUGUAUUAUAAUAAAAGGUCCAAUAAACCCUUACCUUGUUAUCGA